Molecule: messenger RNA, 8718 nt
Organism: Symbiodinium natans
Lineage: Eukaryota; Dinophyceae; Suessiales; Symbiodiniaceae
Source: the annotation of a GenBank genome assembly
AUGGAGCCUUUCUUCCAGCCCGACAUCACAAAGUACCGCUGCAAGUUCUGGUGGAACAACACCCGAUCUCCAGAGAUCAUUCCGAUCGUGGACUCUGAGUGCAAGGGCUGCAUUCUCAUGAUGCCAUCCCUGGAGGAGUCCUCCAAGCCCUACCUUGACAUGAACUACUCGGAUGUCAAGCGCAGACCGUGGAAGUCCGGGAAGAGCUGGAGCCGUAAGUUCGCCUACGGCGAGUACGGAACCGUCCCAAUUCAUGUGAUCAGUUCGAGCAAUCUGACCCGAACUUAUGAGGUCUACCUGGAGCGUGAUGCUCCGUGGUGGAUGAAAGCACGCUUCGCACAACAGCUCUCAAACUGGGCGACCGCAGCCGCCCUGAUCAUGGCGGUCACCUCCGCCAGCAAUUUCAUGGCCCUGACCAGUCAAAUUCAGUUCAUGGAUCUCACCACGGACAUGCAGGGCACCCCAGAGGUCUAUGUGGAGUUCGCUGGACACUUCAAGGCUGCGAACUUCGAGAUCGCACAGCGCCUCCCCGACCUGGGCUUGCCGACGCUCGAGGAUGUCCAGGAGUACAGCCUGAAAGCCGUGGAGCAGCUCCAACGCUCCUUUGAGAAGGUGGGGCUCCAGGAUUUCAGCGUCCUGGUCUUGCAGUACUGCUAUGCUCUGGAGGCGUCCGGGCAGAUCGCGGCAAAUGCGAUGCUCGCCCACAGCACGUCCACCGCCCACGAGCUGCAGAAAAAGUUGGAGACCUACUUCUCCUCCUUGAACUCCACGCGAACCAGGGAGACGCUCACUGAGAAGCUCGCCGAGCUCUCGCAGCACUCUUCCAAGCGGCUCCGCGGGUCGGGCAUGGAGCCCCGGGGCGGGGAACGUGGGACCUACGACCGGCUCGAGCACGACGUCAAGGAUUCCGGUUCCUUCGUGGUCGCAGAGUGGACACCACAGGAGUGGGAGGAAUUCGCACGUAUGGCACAGGAAGAUGGGGUGACGGAGAGCGAUUUCGAUGAGCUGCAGGCCCUGGUUCCAUGUCAGCAGUCCCCCGUCAAGGAGGUGGUGCCCUUCCUGCAUGUCAUGCACAGGCUCAACAUCAUGAGGCGGAUGAUUCACACCUCUGCCGGCACCCUUCUUAUCAUGUUGUUCUUGCUGAUGAGUGUUGGUGGAAGCUACUUUGCUUAUUGGUUUCUCGUGAUGCGCCACAGUCAGAAGCGGAUGCAACUCCUGGAGCCUGGAGUCUUGGGCCUCCUGCUCUUGGACCUGGGUCUCGUGGGCUUCACCAAGUCAGCAGCGAAGAUGUUCUCGCAGAGGUGCAUCAUUAGCUUCUACGUGUGGAAUCCCGAGCAUUGGCAAGUGCAGGCCUUCGUCGCGCUUGGGAUCCUUGUCUACCCUGUCGCCUACGUAAUCUUCGCGGGUACCUUGCUCUACCACUACACCGUAGGACACAACCGCCGCAAGCUAGCAAGCCUAAGACAGGAGGAUCAGACCGAGAAUGACCCGAAGGACCUUUCUCCACUGAGCGAAGGCGUGGUCUUCAACGAAAGCUUCGGGAGGUGGGUGGAUGCGUCCGUAGACGAGAUGAAGGUAAUCCUGGAUCCACCGUUCUGGAUUCCUUUUGCAAGCGGCCUCGUCAGCAGCCACGUGCGUUCUUGCAUUCCAAUCCUUGCACCGGAUGGACAGCGCAUCAACUUCCAAAAGGAGUCAAGAACGCCGAAGUCGCACGAAGUUAUCGAUCGGGCGUCUGAGGAGGCAGAUCAGGAACAGCUGCGACAAGAACUUGAGGAGAACGCGCUGACGUCAGGUUCUCGGAAGCAGGCGGUCCGGAGGAGGAAGGCGUACCAAGCGGAGCGGGAGCUGCUGGAAAAGCAAAGAAAAAGAAAAGAAGCGCACGCAAGGCGUCUAUGGGAGAGCAGGGAGCAGCUGAGGCAGCUGACUUCCACUUACAUGGGUUCAGGAGAGGAUCCAGCAGGCCCCGUCGGAGAUCCUUUCUGGUUCGCACCAAGCCCGGUGAAUGCCUCCGAAGUCAGGCUCUCCUCUGAGGAUUGUCGCGUGAAUAUUUCAGACCUUGUUGACGACUGGGUGUCGCAAAAGGGUCGUGAAGACUGGGAAAGGGUGGACAAGGACGAGGCUUUCGCGAUCCUCUCCUACCUUGAAAACAAGGCACUGGCAGAAAUGCAGCUCAGCAAGUACAAUAUUCUGAGAGUCGAUACGCACAAAGGCUUCCUACUGCCGCACGAACCUUUCAGACAGAUGUCCAAGAAGGAUGGCAGUGAUCAUGUGCCUGUGGACCAUCCAACAAAGUGGUGGUUCGCGAACGACGACGAAGAGCUCAGAUGCCUUCGGAGCGGGUUCGCCGAGACAAGGAACGACGCUUGGCUGGACGAGUACCGUGACAAGCGUGGCUACAUACAAAAUCCAGCAGGCCAGCGCCUCGUGUACUUCGAAAAAGAGAGCUCUUGGUCUGAUCUUUCCUGGCUGAAGCUGGGCUUCGGAUGCAAGUCAGGUGAAUGCCAUUGGACGAAGGAGCCAGUAGAAGGCUGGGACGUUUUCGAGAAAAGGAUGAAAGAUCCGGGAGUUCAAAGCACAUCUGUAUACAAGUAUGCGGACAAAUGGCACUGGAUCGCCCUCGAGAAGUGGGACCUCCCUUGGCGGAAAGAGAGCCAGUUGGGCAGCAGUCUACUAAGCACCAAGAUGCAGCGCAAAAUUUUGGAGGAUCACAAGCUGCGGGUCCCAGAGGUCAUCCCAAUCGAGGAGAGGAAUGAGAUCCGUAGGUGGGUUUGGCGGUCUCUGCUGUCGAUCACGCAACUCAAGCUCCAGCUGUAUUGGACCAGUAUGCAGCACCCAAAGUACUUUGACCCCCAGGACAUGACGCUGGACGAGGUGGCCCGGAAAGAUUUCGACGAGGUUUUGUUGGACAUUCAGAAAAAGAGGCCGCACCGGGCCGCGCUAAUUCCAGAAGAGCAUACCUCCGAUGACACUGAGGAGCUGGCCAGGUACUGCUUCAUGAAGAUGGAGGACCUGUACGAAGACGCGGGCCCUUGGUGGGAUUUCUUGGACAAGCCCGGUCAGGACGAGCAGAAGAUCAUGUUUGACCACAGGAUGUUCCUGGGUCAUGAUUUUGAGGUGUUCCGGCGGCGCUGGGAGAAACGGAGGCAUUUGCCAAUUCAUGGCUAUGCUUCCUCUUCGUGCUUCCAGAUCUUUCCAAAGAAAGUAGUCGGGGCCAAGAGCUACGGCCUAAAGAUGCCAGAGGAUCCGGUUGAGUGCAUCGUCCGUGUAGACAUGAAAAUGCAGCUUCAGCAUGUUCCACAGCUGAUGCGCUACAGCGACAACUUCAAGAUCAGGGUGCCGGUCGACAGCUUGGAGCUGCCCUUGCAGUCACAUCUUGCUAUCCUGCUCAGACAGAGCCGUGACGGCGAGCAGUUCACCUACGUUGUGGACCGCCUCUCGACUCUGGUCGCCAUCGUUCUGAUCGAAUCCGAUUCCGAUGGCAACUCUUGUGCCGUUGGCGUUCUCGUUUUGGCGCUGAUCUCCUUUGGCAAUCGCUUCCUCGCAAACUGGUUUACCAACGUGACUGAGCAUGCGGAGAUGCAAGUCAGCCGAAGCUCCGGUCGCUACCUUCCGCUUAACGAGGGAAAGACGCAGACAAAGUUGACGUCGCUGUGGCAAGUAGCUCUUGAGCUGGAGACGUUGACACAGCUCCUGAAGUGUCUGGUGCUGCUCUUUGUCUACACCAGCCAGUAUGGGUGGCUGCCGCCACCAGUGUGUGGGAUUUCCUGCAUCCUUGUCUCCUGUACCGUGAUGCUUGCCAUGAACAUUGGAACCUUCCGGAAGGAGCUGAACAAAAACCUGGAAAGGCUCAUGCAGGCGUUGGAGCGCAUGCGAAGGCUGAAGGCUUCGGUUAGACGGUGGCUGGCCAAGCAUGGCAUCGUGCUGGUUGAGAGCAAGCUCAUGGAAGACGAAGAGGCGACGGUGCAGGAGAUCUUCUUCGUAGUGCCCGAGCUGGGGCUGCACCUUGCUGGAAAUGUGCGAGUGGAUGAUGGCAUGUCGAAGCAUGAGUUGCGCAAGCAGCAGCUGCAUAAAGUGACUGCUUGCUUUCGUCCCAUCCGAGAACGUGAGGAUGAGCUCGUGAUCGCUGCGACCGACUUUGAGAGGUACUACCAAGAUAUUGUGCCCGGCUUCACGGUGGCCCUGCAUGUGGACCAGCUGAAUGGCAUCAAGGCCGUGCCAGUUAUCGCUGCAACUCUGCAGUGUGUCAAUUUUGCGGGGAGCCGCAUCAGCCGGCCCGAGCUGGACUCGUACUUCACUCUUUUCUACCCCGAGGAGUGGGAGAAGCAUCUUGAUGAUGAUCCUGAUGCUGUAAAAUUACUUCUCGAAUUGUGGAAUACGGAGGUCAGAGAUUGGAUGGAGAAGUCGUUGGGGGCCGUCCACAGCGAGCGCACACAGACCAAGAAGAUCCAGGACCACAUCGCGGCCCUGCUUUCGAAGCGGUUUGAACUCAACCGGAUUCGGCACUUCGUCAUGGUGAAAGUAGAGCACAUCAUGCUGCCAAAGUUUUCGGCGCAAACAUCGCACAGCCAAAGAGAUGCGAGCAAGAAGAAGCUCUAUGUGACCCUGCUCUAUGAAGAUGAAGACUUCAUGAAAGACACGCCGACCGAGCGCUCCAGCGGCAUAGCACGCAGUGAGACACUAUCUCGCGAGAAGAUUGAGGACAUGAUGGGGGAGGGAGGCUGUCUGCGCAAGUUCCAGGACCAGAUGAACGCUGCGGGUCAAUAUUCUUCUCAUGGGCACACGGCCACACCGAUGAUGGAAUGCUUCGACACUUUUUGCAGGCAUGGCGGGGAGUUCAAGGUAGAGAUGCCGCUCACAGGCUCCAGGUUCAAGCUUAUGCUCUGGCUGCAGAAUGACGAUGAGGAUACAGACGGGCGGGUUUCAGAAGAGCUCCUGGGCAUCAGCGACCCCUUUUCCUUCACCCUGCCCGACAAAGAGCUUGCGAAGUGUACCGAUGCAGUCGUAUUCGCAGCCGGGCACAAGAGAAUCCCCUUCUACACCAGCUGGAGGGUCACAGCGGGCCAAGAGCUGAGACGCGUGCAAGAAGACGAAGGCGAUGUAGCUGAACGCGGAUGCUGCGCCUCCUUGCUGCAGCGUUGCCAAAACUGGAGAGCCCCGCCAGUGACCUCAGAGGAUGUCCUGAACCACACCGGUUUCGUCGACAUGUAUGUGCGACACCCCACCGACGAGGAACAGGAGUUGGACGUUGCAGAGGUGGCAGCGGUGAAAGACGUGGUCGCUGGGAACAGCGAGCUUAAUCUGAACAAGCUUCGACGCCACCUGGAUCGCAGAGCCAUCCUCGCGAAGUUUCUCGGCUUGGAGAUGGACCAGUCCUGUGUUGAGGACAUGAAGAUCCAUUACGAGAAGCUCUGCAAAUUCAAAGAGGAGCACAUGGAAAGCAGUGUGGAUGCUUCUAUGCAAUCCAUUGUGCAAGAGACGCGAGAGCAAAAACUCCUCGAACUAGACAUUCGACGUUCCUUGUGGAAGGAAGUUGAGAUGAACAAGGCGAUCCGCAGUAUUGAAGAAGGCAUCGAAUUCUGGUAUCGUGGCAAAAAGCAACACGACAAACUCCGCUCCAGACCUCCAUAUGCGGUGCGUGCGCGAAAGCGAGGACCGGUGAUCCAACCUGAGCCCCAUGUUGACUACGGGACUCUGCUAUUGGAGAAGCUACGAGAGUUUCAGGAAAAGGAAACGCACGUCACAUUUGGCAUCCUGCACUAUGUCAUGCUGGCCGAUCACCUGAAGCCCAACAAGGUCUGGCGUCCCGACGCCAUCUCGGCACACGAGGCGGGCAUCCUGCUGUCCGUUCCGCAAGACAUCCGUCGCGUCGUCCUCUACACAGACAGAUCGCGCAUGAGCUUUCAACUGCAGGUAGACGCGAACCGGCUGCCGCUCACGUGCCAUGGACGACUGGUCUUCAGGGCAACUGGCCUCAACGCCGCUCGCUAUUUCGAGCUCAUGGAUCCAGAUCACCUCGCCAUGUGGAAGGGGCCUGAGCAAGGGAGUGAGGUGACCAUCGAGAACGCGGAGUGCAUGCGAUUCCAACCGGUGUACUUGUAUUGGGAUGGCAUCUCUCGCUGGGUUUGUUCCCCUUUCUGUGGCAAGCCAGUUCCGUAUGGCCUGGACACAGACAGUGCAAUGCAUGUGUUCAUGUUUUGCAAGGACAAUGCUGUCACACCAGAUAGGGUUCAGAAGCCCUUCAAGGUCUGGAAUCGUCGCGACCAGACUUGGCAAGAGGACGCUUCCACCAGGGUCCUGUGCAAGUUUCAUGGCCAAAACGCGAGUCAGCCUCAGAGCCGAGCCGACAAUGCCAAGCUGAGCGCUGCUGGCUCAAGCAGUGAGGGGCUCCUGAGCCGCAUCUUUUCGAACAUGCUGGCGCCCACGAAGAGUGUUGCGAGGUCGCCCGAAACGAGGGAUUGCCUCCUCAGUUUUGACGGCUCCAACAUCGUGUUCACGUGGAGGGACUUGUCUCAGACAGAGUUAGCACCGUUCCGGAAAUUCCUCCUCUCCACCUUCGGCAGCUACGACGACGCUUGGGCCUACAUCUGUCGCCACAGCUUCGUCUCCAAGGAUCUCUGUGUCAAGAACCUGGCCAGGAUGCUGCAUCGCUGUCACGUGGAACUGCUUGCAGCUCAAACCGUUCGCAGGAAAGUGGAGAAGGAGGCGAAGAAGCGCAAGUUUGCCGUCGCCAAAAUGGAAAAAAGCGUCAAAACGAAAGCUACUUACACCAAGGACAACAAGGACGAGCCAGCAGCAUGCAAGGGCAAGACCGCCACGGCCACGGCUAAGAUGUUCUCUAUGUUCGGUUGGGGAAAGAAGGACCAAACAAUCAAGAGCCGAAAGGUUGCGAUGCCGAUGCUGCCGGGGUAUACUAUGGUGGAUACAAGUCGUGAUGAAGCAGCACAGGAAGCAGCACAGGAAGCGGCAGUGCUGGAGUACCUCAAAGGGCACUCCCAGAAGGAGGAGGGCUUCGAGAGUGUGGCCGUGCAGGUCGUGGACUACCUUGCUACUAGCCUUGGAGUUUCCUUGGAGUUUCAGGACGUGGACAAGGAUGGCCUGAUACCCCCGCAAGAGGUCCUCCGCAUGGAAGAGUAUGCCGCAAAGACGAUCAGUGAACUGCCACCAGACAUGCCAUCCGAGGUGAAGGAGUUUGUCGGCUUUCUUCGGGCUCAUCCCAAGUACCGAGACGCGAACCGUCUGUGGGCAGACAUUUCAAAGGGGCACGAGAUCAGCAAGCGAGAGUUCCCAGAUGCCGUACACUUGUUGUUGGGAUUGUUCCGGAAUCAAGGGCGACGUCAGGAGUCGCAGCACUCGACCCUGGAACGGAACUCGUGGCGGAAGGCGGAGGAGUUGUUUUCCAUCUUGGACGUUGAGAUGAGCGGUGGGAUCGGCUUGCAUGAGCUCAUUCCUCAAAGCGGAGAACGGUUUGAGGAUGCAGUCUCCUCCACCAUACAUUUCAAAAUUCCACUGAAGUUCCUGCAGCACAUUACAGUUGGGCCGGUCAGUGGAUCUGGUGAUGCGUCAAGCGCGGUGGUCGGUUUCCGUGUUUUGCCGGAGUUCGAGCAUUCAGCAGAGUGGAUGCACCUGAAACGGGCUUUGCAGCCUGAUUGGGACCCCCUUCAUGGGUCCGAGCAGGUGCUAGUCACUGUGAAGCCUGAGCAUUUGCAGAUGUGGCAGGAAUGCAUCAAGAAUUGUGGCAUGGACACCAAGCAAGAGUGGAUUCGCUUCUACAAGGGUAACGUGAUUGACCACCCACAACUAGAUGGAGUCUAUAUGAGGCAAGGGAAUGGCUUGCAGACAUGGGCCGACGGCAGGGUCUAUCGGGGUGAAUGGGACAACCACACCUAUGGGGGUGAGGGAGCCUUGUAUGCCACCUCAUCGGACGAGCAGCGAGAGGAUUCCGAUUCCAGGGCGAUCUACGUAGGCAGUUGGCGUGAUGGCAAGCGCCACGGAUAUGGCAUUUUCCGCUGGGAGCAACAUAUCUCAAGCUCGACACUCCUCUCCUUCGGUGCUCGGGCUGGUUCUGGCGUCAUCAAGGUCUACGAGGGCGAAUUCCGGCACGAUCUCUUCCAUGGCUACGGCCGAAUGUGCUUGGAGUCCGAGAGUCCGGCCUUGCCUGGCACCUUCCGACAGGCGAGCCUUGAUGCAGGCAAAGUGCUCCUUCCCAACCUCGAGCCUGACCGAAUCGUGAGCUUCGAAGGCGAAUGGUGCUCGGAUUGGGCGGAAGCUGAUGCGGAGGCGCGCAACUCCGAUCUCAGCUACCAACAGCUUCAUCCUGCGCAGGCAGGUAAAGAACCUCAACGUGAUCUAAAGCUGGACGAAGUGAACCAAGCUCACAUGCGAAAACAGCAUCAGAAGUUCGUGCGCUACUUCGGGCCGGAUGGUGCCGGGGUGCAAGCCGCAGGAGAUCCCAUGCCAGAUCUGGCCAUGGUGUUUUACCAGAAGAAGGGUGCAGACGCACUGCACAUGAAGCAAGGGCGGGCCCAGUACCUGGACUUUACCGUGUACGACGGAGAAAUGAGUCAUGGCCUCCCCCAUGGACAUGGAAAGAUGACACUCUUCGAUGCCGCGGCAGGACAAAAGGGCAACGAGCUCGGCUACUACGAGGGCGAGUGGCAGCAUGGCAAAUAUCACGGGAAGGGCAUGUACAGGACGUCAUUUAUCGUUUCGGAUGUAUAG